AUGCCAACUAAUGCACCCUCCGACAAGUCGAGGCAAACGUCGGCCGGGAAAUCGUUCUUUGGGAGGAAACUGUACAAGGGAGGGUCCUCAGACGACCGUUCCCAGGGACACGAUGGAUCAUACUACGCAGGCUCCUACGAUAGUCUGGCGCCUCCCGGAAGCGCCGCGGGCUCUCGCUCGUCCCGCUAUUCGAAGCGAUCGUCGAUUCAGUCCGUCGACUUAAGCCAUGAUAUGGAUCCCGGCAGCAUCGCUCCAACAGCCGGUGUCAUCACGUCUAUACCCUUCGAGAGCCUGCCGUCCGACACCAGAACUCCGAUCCCGAUUGACAACAUGUCGCGACCCGACUCCGCCCGCCACGAGCCCUCUCCCAACCACAUUGGCAAGACCGGAGGAGAUUUUCAUCAGUAUCCAACCUGGACCUCUUCCUCAGCACCGAAUGGAUCUGGUUCCCAUCCGUCCGGUCCUCGCCCACCCCCGCAUGCCUCGAAUAUGACGAUGACGAGCAGCGCCUCAGGCUCAGGAGAGCGCGGGACACGAUAUCAGCAGUGGGGACGGCCUGGGAGCUCAGCGGCAAACCAUAACUCCUCGUUUGACUCUUCAUCGAACUCUCGCACAUCGCUUGACCAGGCUAGUGUGUAUUCCGGACAUUCGUCAAACCCUCGAGCCUCGAAUUAUUUUCCGUCAGAACCUUCAAGUCGCACCCUUACGAGCUCGCAUUCAAGUGAUCGCAGCACUAUAUUCCCAAGUAGUGCAAGUGCUGGCAGACUGUCGAAUGCCCCGUCUAUACACCAACCUAUACCUGCAGCCGUGCCUCGGCCUCCCGAUAAUUAUUUGACCCGCCCCAGAGACGACCGUAUUGUCGACCAAUUGUUCUUGGAGCUUAUGCAGAAACGUGGAUGGCAGAACCUUCCAGAGCAGGCCAAACGGCAAAUGUUGUCGUACCCUGCGUCCAAGAAGUGGACCCUGGUUCACCAGGAUCGAUUGACGGAGCUUCAAGGGGAGCAGAAAAGACGACAAAAUGCGCGCCAGACUCACGGACAUGAUGGCUUGUCGGGUCUAUUGGAACGCGCAGAUGAGGAAGGUAGCCCUGAGUGGUAUGUCAAGAAAGUCAUGGACGACACGAUUACAUCGAAGCAGUUGGCCAGUUUGAGUGUCAGUCUGCGAACGCAGCCCAUCAGCUGGGUGAAAGCUUUUGUUGAAGCUCAGGGACAAGUUGCCUUGACCAAUGUUCUUCAGAAGAUCAACCGGCGAAAAGCUUCUGGCCCCGUACCCGCUCCUCCAACUGGCGACAAGGACCUCGACCGCGAGUAUGAUAUCGCAAAGUGUUUGAAAGGUCUUAUGAACAACAAAUAUGGUGCAGAUGAUGCACUCGAGCACCAAGGGGUCCUCGUGGCGCUUGUCAACUCAUUAGCUUCGCCUCGCCUGAACACCCGAAAGCUUGUGAGCGAAGUUCUUACUUUUCUAUGCCACUGGGCCGAUGGCCAAGGUCAUCAAAAGGUUCUCCAGGCUAUGGAUAAAGUCAAGCAUGACCAUAACGAAACCGGUCGUUUUGAUGCCUGGAUGCGCAUCGUCGAAGUUACUGUCGAUGGCCGCGGUAAGAUGGGAAGUUUGGUGGGCGCAAGCGAAGAGUAUCGAAGUGGUGGAAUUGGCAUGGAGAAUCUCCUUAUGGAGUAUGCCGUUUCUACCAUGAUUCUCAUCAACAUGCUGGUGGAUGGCGCAGAAACCGAUUUGCAACUACGAUGCCACAUUCGUGCCCAAUUUAUCUCUUGUGGAAUCAAACGUCUACUGACGAAGAUGGAGGGCUUCCAAUACGAGGUAAUCGACAAGCAGAUCGAACGAUUCCGGGAGAAUGAAGCCAUCGAUUACGAAGAUCUUCUUCAACGGGAGGGAAGCAGCAUGAAGGAUAGUGUCGAGGGUGAAGUCAAGGAUAUGAGUGACCCUCUCCAGAUUGCGGAUGCUAUUGCAACCAAGAUCAAUGGAACUCGGUCUCAUGACUACUUCCUCUCAGCGAUGCAGCAUAUGCUGCUGAUCCGCGAGAACUCCGGCGAAGAAGGUCUACGGAUGUUCCAGCUCGUAGACGCCAUGAUGAGCUACGUUGCUAUGGACAGGAGACUUCCUGAUCUUGAUCUUCGACAAGGAUUGAACUUCACUGUUCAGAGUUUGUUGGAUCGACUUCAUACCGAUGCCGAGGCUAGACGUGUGUACGAUGAAUCAUUGGAAGCUCGUCAGAUUGCCGAGGCUGCUAUCGCUGAACGCGAUGAGAUGAAGGCCCAGGUGGAGCUUGGUGCUGAGGGAUUGGUCAAAAAGCUCCAAAAGCAGAUUGACGAACAGACCGGUAUCAUUGAACUUCAGGCACGGCAAAACGAGUCUUUGAAGGCCGAGGCUAGUGAACUCCAGAGACUGCGGGCCCAGGAAUUGCAGCGCAAUGAACUGGAAACUCGUGAGCUCUACCUGAUGCUUCGGGAUGCGCAAGAUAUCGCUGCAUCCAAUGCCCGGAAGGUCGCGAGCCCUGAUCAAGAAGCCUCGGCGGAUCCGUCCCAGAUGCCCGGAAUUUUGGACCGCGAGCGUCUCAUGGAACGCCUGGAGCGUCAGCUGGAGAGAACAAAAACCCAAUUCAAGCUUGAAGGCAAGGUCUGGGGCCAGCAUGGCCCAUCUGAUCGUCUUCGUGAGCUCCGUGAGAAGAUGGAUGGCGAAGAGGACGAUUCUGGCGAAGAGUUUACUGCUCAAACCCGUCGUCACCUUGACCCAGGUUCUCUUGGAUCCUACCGUAAGCGCAGCCAUGUGCCUGAUCUGCAAGAUACCUCUGAUGACAAGGCAUUGUCCCCUGUGGAUGAGGAUGAAGAGGCUGUGUAUGAGAAGCCUCGUCUGGUGGAAAUGCAGAGACCUCGUCUCAAUCCUGCUCAGGCCACUGGCCUACUCGGUGAACUUGCUUCUAAGGUCCCGAAGUAUGAUGAAGGCCUAGAGGGCACUGGAAAGGUCGAAGAUGUCACUAUGGAGGAAGCUUCUGCUGCUAAAGAUGAAGCUUCUGCUGAAGAUGCUGAGUCUAAAGCACAGCAGGAUUCCAGAGCAAUGCCUCCACCACCUCUUCCUGUUCCAGGCGGUGCCAAACUUCCAAUUCCUCCACCUCCACCACCGCCACCACCAGGAGGCAGCGCUUUCCCUGCUCCACCUCCGCCCCCAGGUGGCAGUGUCGUUCCUCCCCCUCCUCCACCAGGCGGUGCUGCCCUUCCUCCUCCUCCGCCUCCGCCAGGUGGUGCCAAGGGUCUUCCUGUUCCGCCGCCUCCUCCGCCCCCCGGUGGUGCCAAAGCCGGGAUCCCCCCUCCUCCACCUCCGCCAGGUGGUGCCGGAGGUCCCCCGCCGCCUCCACCCCCUGGAGGUGCCGGCGGAUUUGUUGUACCGCCCCCUCCGCCGCCAAAUGCACCACUGGGCGCUGGCUGGAAGGCAUCUUAUCUGCCACAAACUUCCAUUGUUCCUAUGAACAAGUUUGCUCAGUCUAAGAAUAACCUCAAGAAGGUCCACUGGGACAAGGUUGAUACUCCUGAAGUAACAGUCUGGGCUGCUCAUGCCGUCUCGGCCGAGGAGAAAGAGCAGAAAUAUACCGAUCUUGCCAAGAAGGGUGUUUUGGAUGAGGUGGAACGACUCUUCAGAGCCAAGGAAGCCAAGAAUCUCUUCGGAGCCAGUGCAGCAGCCAAGCAACGCAAAGACAAGAAACAAAUCAUCUCGAACGACUUGUCGAAGAAUUUUCAAAUUGCGUUGGCCAAAUUUUCUCAGUUCCCUCCUGAUCAUGUGGUCCAGAUGAUCAUUCAUUGUGAUCGAGAAAUCCUGGACAACAUGGUCGUCAUGGAUUUCCUGCAACGUGAUGAGAUGUGCACUAUUCCGGAAAACGUUGCGAAGUUGAUGGCGCCAUAUAGUCGUGACUGGACUGUUCCAGGAGCUGCAAGCUCUGAGCGUGAACAAGACCCCAGUGAACUCACCCGCGAAGAUCAGAUCUAUCUUUCCACAGCUUAUGAGUUGAACCACUACUGGAAGGCAAGAAUGAGAGCUCUUACUCUGACCCGCUCUUACGAGCAGGAGUACGAGUACACUUCGUCCAGGCUACAGGAGGUUGUCCGAGUCAGUGAAUCUUUGCGAGAUUCCGUGUCUCUCAUGAACGUUCUUGGUCUGAUUCUGGAUAUUGGUAACUACAUGAACGACGCCAACAAGCAGGCUCAAGGUUUCAAGCUGAGCUCGCUUGCUCGUCUGGGCAUGGUCAAGGAUGACAAGAACGAGACCACUUUUGCCGACUUGGUCGAACGUAUCGUGCGCAACCAGUAUCCCGAGUGGGAAAUUUUCUCUGAGGAGAUUUCCGGUGUUGUUGGGUUGCAAAAGGUCAAUGUUGAUCAACUUUGCACUGAUUCCAAGAAGUACAUCAACAACAUCAAGAAUGUGCAGUCAAGCUUGGAUGCAGGCAACCUGAGCGACCCGAAGAAGUUCCAUCCCCAGGACCGCGUGAGCCAAGUGGUUCAACGGAGUAUGAAGGACGCUCGGCGCAAGGCUGAGCAGUUGCAGCUUUACUUGGAUGACAUGGUAAAAACUUAUGACGAUAUCAUGGUCUUCUACGGUGAAGAUAACACCGAUGAGAAUGCUCGCCGAGACUUCUUUGCCAAAUUGGCUUCAUUCUUGGUUGAAUGGAAAGUAAGUGCACUCAUUACAAUUAUCAUUAUCUCCACGCCUUUUAUUUGA
Molecule: messenger RNA, 4722 nt
Organism: Penicillium argentinense
Lineage: Eukaryota; Fungi; Ascomycota; Eurotiomycetes; Eurotiales; Aspergillaceae
Product: formin homology family protein
Exons: 2
Coding region: 1-4722 (1573 amino acids)
Biological process (GO): mitotic actomyosin contractile ring assembly; actin filament bundle assembly; barbed-end actin filament capping
Cellular component (GO): mating projection tip; cell division site
Molecular function (GO): actin binding; small GTPase binding
Source: RefSeq, a predicted model, not a curated record